Molecule: messenger RNA, 2934 nt
Organism: Branchiostoma floridae (Florida lancelet)
Lineage: Eukaryota; Metazoa; Chordata; Leptocardii; Amphioxiformes; Branchiostomatidae
Product: endoplasmic reticulum chaperone BiP-like
Exons: 9
Coding region: 188-2188 (666 amino acids)
Biological process (GO): endoplasmic reticulum unfolded protein response; protein refolding; cellular response to unfolded protein
Cellular component (GO): endoplasmic reticulum lumen; membrane; cytoplasm
Molecular function (GO): heat shock protein binding; ATP hydrolysis activity; ATP binding
Source: RefSeq, a predicted model, not a curated record
CCAAUCAGAGCACGACACGAUCUGAGACGUGGGGAGUGAAAUAUCGAAUGCACUCGUCACAGCGUCACUUUCAAGGAGGAAAAGACGACGUGGAGAAGAGUGUAGAAGAGAAAAUUGAUCAGAUUUUACAGUGUGACAGCUGUUACCCGACUUUCGACAGAUUGAGAGUCAACACAACAAAUCCAGAAUGAAGACUUACAUGUAUGCGGUACUAGCCGUGGCGCUGGUCGCCAACAUCGCGCACAUCCGUGCUGACGAUGAUGAGGAGGACUCGAAGAAGGACAGCGUUGGAACUGUCGUGGGCAUCGAUCUCGGAACUACUUACUCAUGUGUUGGAGUAUACAAGAAUGGACGUGUGGACAUCAUCGCCAAUGACCAGGGAAACCGUAUCACCCCGUCGUACGUCGCCUUCACGGCGGAGGGUGAGCGUCUCGUAGGAGAUGCCGCCAAGAACCAGCUGACUACCAACCCCGAGAACACCGUCUUCGACGUCAAGCGUCUGAUUGGCCGAACAUGGGACGACCCGUCAGUGCAGCACGAUCUCAAGUAUUUCCCAUUCAGGGUGAAGAGCAAGAACAGCAAGCCCCACAUCUUUGUGGACAUUGGUGACGAUAAGGACCACAUGUUCGCACCCGAGGAGCUCAGCGCCAUGAUUCUUGGAAAGAUGAAGGAAACGGCCGAGGCCUACCUGGGAAAGACGGUCACCCACGCCGUCGUUACCGUCCCCGCGUACUUCAAUGAUGCCCAGCGCCAGGCCACCAAGGAUGCCGGCGUCAUCGCUGGCUUGAACGUCAUGAGGAUCAUCAACGAACCAACGGCAGCUGCCAUUGCGUAUGGUCUCGACAAGAAGGAGGGUGAGAAGAACAUCCUUGUGUUCGAUCUCGGCGGCGGAACCUUCGAUGUUUCUCUCCUGACCAUCGACAAUGGUGUGUUCGAGGUGGUGGCCACCAACGGAGACACUCACUUGGGUGGUGAGGACUUUGACCAGCGUGUCAUGGAACACUUCAUCAAGCUGUUCAAGAAGAAGAAGGGGAAGGACAUCCGUAAGGACAACCGCGCCGUCCAGAAGCUGCGUCGUGAGGUGGAGAAGGCCAAGCGUGCGCUCAGCGCCCAGCAUCAGACGCGUAUCGAGAUCGAGUCCUUCUUCGAUGGUGAAGACUUCUCCGAGUCCCUUACCCGUGCCAAGUUUGAAGAAUUGAACAUGGACCUGUUCCGUUCCACCAUGAAGCCAGUACAGAAGGUGUUGGAAGACUCCGACCUGUCUAAGAGCGAGGUUCACGAGAUCGUGCUCGUGGGCGGCUCCACCAGGAUCCCUAAGAUUCAGCAGCUCGUGAAGGAGUUCUUCAACGGGAAGGAGCCGUCCCGCGGCAUCAACCCUGACGAGGCCGUCGCGUACGGUGCUGCUGUCCAGGCCGGUGUGCUGAGCGGAGAGGAGGAGACUGGUGACCUUGUACUUCUUGAUGUCAACCCCCUGACCAUGGGUAUUGAGACUGUCGGUGGUGUCAUGACCAAGCUGAUCCCCCGUAACUCCGUCAUCCCCACCAAGAAGUCCCAGAUCUUCUCCACAGCGGCAGACAACCAGCCCACUGUCACCAUCCAGGUGUUUGAAGGUGAGCGACCAAUGACAAAAGACAACCAUCUUCUCGGAAAGUUCGACCUGAACGGCAUCCCUCCAGCUCCCCGCGGUGUCCCCCAGAUUGAAGUCACCUUUGAGAUUGACGUUAACGGCAUCCUCAAAGUGUCCGCAGAGGACAAGGGCACAGGCAACAAGGAAAAGAUCACCAUCACCAAUGACCAGAACAGGCUAUCACCCGAGGACAUUGAGAGAAUGGUUUCAGACGCUGAAAGAUUCGCAGAGGAUGACAAAAAGGUCAAGGAAAAAGUAGAGGCCAGAAACGAGCUGGAAAGCUACGCCUACUCCCUCAAAAACCAGAUUGGCGACAGCGAGAAACUAGGAGGCAAACUCGAGGAUGACGACAAGGAGAAAAUCUCAGAAGCAAUUGAAGAUAAAAUCUCCUGGCUCGAAAGCAACCAGGACGCAGACACAGAAGACUUUAAGGCAAAAAAGAAGGAGUUGGAAGAAGUAGUAACACCUAUUAUCAGCAAAUUGUACGAGGGGCAAGGUGGAGCACCACCACCCACAGGGGAGGGGGAGGAGGAAGAUGACUCAGAAAGAGAUGAGCUAUAAGACAGUGGGAACCAAAAGGGGGAGGGGGGUGUUGAAGUAGCACACUUGUAGGUAGACCAUUCACCAUUGUAGUUCUGUCCUGAAAUCCUGUUAAAAGUUGGAGAAAAUCCGAAAAAAAACACGGAAAAUUCCUUGCUAUAGGCUACAGAAACCUGUGUCAAUUCUGUAUUUUCUAGUGGAGAGACCUUGUUCAUUUUUUAUUCCCAAGAUUUAAUUCUUACAUCAAAGGGUGUAAAUUUAUAUCGACUCUCUAAUGUAAGCCCUUAUUUAGAAUAUAGCAAUAGUGUUUGCUUCCCAGGAAAUUUGAGCUUAGACACUCUCAACUGUUCUGUAACUUAUGUUCUAUAAUAUGAUGUUGUACUUGUUGUAUAAAGGUUGUAAUUUCUUCCUAAAGCAAGUUGACGCGAGUAUGUUUAGUGAUGCAGUCUUUGCAGUUAUGUGGUGAUUCCUGUGGUGAAUGCUUCAUGUGAUGUUAAACUUUGGUAUACGCACCAUGCUCAAAUUAUACCGAACUGUGACCAAAGUUUAAGUAACUCCUGAAUUCCAAUGCCUGUUGUAUCCUGUGUUUCCCCGCAUGCUUGUAAUCUGAGCAGUAUGUUCUCAGCUGUGUCAAAGGUCAACUGAAGUUUAAAAGAGAAAGAUAAACUAUUUUUGUUAGCUGAAAUGGUCAGCUGAGUUAUCCACCCUGAGAAGACUUAUUUGUAAAAUAUCAGAUGAUGGUAUUAAAAGAAGUUGAUGAAAAUGAA